This is a messenger RNA of Gadus macrocephalus (Pacific cod), 2755 nucleotides long. Its product is annotated as metalloprotease TIKI1-like. The record is from RefSeq and is a predicted model, not a curated record. Lineage: Eukaryota; Metazoa; Chordata; Actinopteri; Gadiformes; Gadidae. Bases 403 to 729 code for a protein of 108 amino acids. The transcript has 3 exons.
GUGUGCUUGGCUGUGUGUGUGUUUGUGCGUGUGUGUGAAAGACAUGCGCCGUGAUUGGUGGAUGUGUAGAGUUGAACCCUGUGUUUCCUUGUUGCAGGUCACUUCCUCGGAAACAACACGGUGAUAGACGUCCUGCGUCGCCAGGGUUACGAGGUGGAGCACACCCCCGCCGGCCAGCCAAUCAGCAGGAGGUCCAGACCCUCCGACCCGACGGAGACGGAGGGCCACGGGCGGGACGCCGCGCCCCCGCAGCUGGUGCCCUUCCUGCACGAGCUCCCGGGCCCCGAGCAGGACGCCCACCUGGGGGGCCGCUUCCACCUGGAGGACGAGGAGGACGAGGAGGACGAGGAGGCCCUGCUGCCCCCCAGCCUGGACCUCCUGCAGAAGGCGGAGCGGCGCAGGAUGAUGAAGAAGAAGAGGAGGAACAAGCAGAAGAAGCAGCGGCACCGCCACUUCAACGACCUGUGGGUGCGCAUCGAGGAGAGCGCGAUAGUCCAGUCCCCUCCACCCCCGCUGGUGCGCAUCAUCAACGGCUACAUCACAGUGCAGCCCCCCCACCGAGGCCCCCUCAGCCCCCACGAACCCCACCACACGCACUCCUCCUCCUCCUUCUCCAUCACCUCCUCCUCCUCCUCCUCCUCCUCCUCCUCCUCCUCCACCUCCUCCCUGCUGGUGUGCACGGCGCUCGUGCUCCUACUGCAGCGCUCCUGGACCCUCUGGGGUCUCUGAGGGGCUAGCGGACGUCGGCGGCGGAUGUGGGAACGGCACACAAACAGAACAACAUGGCUGCUGGACGUACGAAGGGGCAGCAGGAGGAUAGGACUCGGAAGAGGACCCGUGGGUCUCUCGGCUGUGGAGGACCGUACCGGGGAGGGGGGAGGGGGGCUGGGGGAGGUUCUCCUGGGGUACCGGGACACCACGACACGCUGGAGAACCACACGGAGGCACUUUCAGAGUUCUGCAGGGUUCUAAAGGAAUAUCGCGUCCUGUGACUCGGAACGUGCGGGAUAACGAUCAUGCUACAUUUUAUGGCACCCCCCCUUCCCCUUUGAGGAACCUUCUGGGCCGUACAGACCAUAUUUGGACCUUAUGGACAAUCGGUCGACCAAUCGGUGUUGGGGACCCGGGGAUCCAUCAGGGGAUCCGAACAGGAAGUGUUUUAGUGGUUCUUCGGCUACGUCGUCGUCAGACAUUUACAUAUCACGCUAUAACAAGCAGGACUGGCUCAAAGUCUGAUGGUUGUAAAUGAAUGGGACCAGCCCAGGUCGACACAUGAUGAGUGACUAGCAUAGAACUGCACACCAUAUAUAUAUACAGCAAUAUAUAGCCAGCCAACAUGCAACGCUUUUUACUCCUUUAAACAAGUAUUUGACUUCAUACAUGAAGAAAGAGAUUCCGUCUGCAUUAGGACGUCAAGCUCUAAUCUGAUUGGACGUGCUUCCAGAGGUCAGUGAAUCCGCGAUCAAUCUGAGCUGUCCGCUAGAACCAGGAUAGGGUCAAUGCCAGGUUAGACACCGUUGCUGUACUUUGUAGGAAUACAUGGGGUGAUGUAGGAAUGCAAGGUCUAUGGCCGGGUCUCCACAGCUACAGUGUAUCUGGUAGGAGGUGUCAUGGACCUCCGGCCAACAUGGUCUCCUGUGGGGGAAGGCCUUCGAAGCAGCUCUAAUGCAGAUUUGUUUUGUUCUUCAUGUUUUCACUGAAUGUAUCACAGAGCAUGUAUAUGCAUGUGUAUAUAUUUAUAUAUAUAUAUAUAUAUAUAUAUAUAUAUAUAUACAUGCAGGAAUCAUGACAUGAUAGGAUUGGCUUGCUGCAGCCUGCAUGGCUGCAGACAUGAUGCAUUAUGGGAGGUCCAACAUGAUGCUGGUUUAGGUGUGUGUGUGUGUGUGUGUGUGUGUGUGUGUGUGUGUGUGUGUGUGUGUGUGUGUGUGUGUGUGUGUGUGUGUGUGUGUGUGUGUGUGUGUGUGUGUGUGUGUCCAAAGCAUUUCCUUUAGCUCUUAGUUCUCCGUCCAAGUGUUUUUUUUAGGUCACUUUCAUCAUUUCUUCUUUCAGAAGAAUUUGUUUUCGUAAUCCAAAAAAUAACAUGAGGGGAAUUGUACAUAAUUGUAUCUACAUUUUCUAGAUGUAUUUUCGAAAAAAAUAAUCCAGACUUCUGUGUUGUUUAUAAAUAUAUAGCUAUUUUGGAGAUUAAAUCAGGAAAUAACUACCUUGGCCCAUGUGUCCUUCUGAGGUAGGUCGUGUUGCGGAGGGAGGGAAGGGAGCUUGUAUUGUUUCAGUGUCCGUGCUCGUGUGUGUGUGUGUUUGUGUGAGUAUCCAUGUGUGCGUGUGUGUGUGUACAAGUGUUUUAUUCAUAAUUGCAUCUGUGCUGAAAUAGCUAUUGUUUUGUUUGACAUAGAGACUAUUUGUUUAAUUUAUUCAACUCUAGCUGUAGGUAAGUCACUUCCAAUGUUUUUUCGUUUACCGUAUGUUGCAGUCACUACUAAGUUGUCAAAUAUAUACUCUUUUUGUAUAUGUUAAUGUUCAUACAAAUUAUAUUUCAUAGCAUAUAGGGGAAGAGAGGUAUUUUAUUGCUAUACAAAAAACAGUGAAUCAAUUUUUAAUAAAUAAUACAUAAAUAAAUGAUACACACUGAGCACAUAUGACUUGGGAUUUAUGUACCUAAGUUGAUCAUCAUCAUUUAGAAUUUAAAUGACCUGUGAUUAUAUGAUUUUAAUAUUUUUACUUUAAAGUUGAAGACAAUAAAGUAUUUAUCUAGUAA